Trichoderma citrinoviride is the source of this 1173-nucleotide messenger RNA. Its product is annotated as acid protease. The annotation marks the transcript as partial. The transcript is spliced from 2 exons. Gene Ontology annotation, molecular function: aspartic-type endopeptidase activity. Gene Ontology annotation, cellular component: fungal-type vacuole. NCBI's taxonomy places the organism in Eukaryota, Fungi, Ascomycota, Sordariomycetes, Hypocreales, Hypocreaceae. Gene Ontology annotation, biological process: proteolysis. The record is from RefSeq and is a predicted model, not a curated record.
GCUUUCCUGCUGCUUGCUGGUAGUGUCGCCAUCAGCAGCAACCUCCCCGACGGCGUCAUACGCGUCCCUCUGCCGCGCAUCAUGAACCAGUCAUUCUACGGCAUGGAGUUUGAAGUUGGCAACCCUCCUCAGCGAUCAUGGCUCAAAAUCGAUACCGGCAGCCCCACGAUCGGCUUCAUAUCGCCUCGCAGCAACUUGUGCCUCCGAGCGGAUGCCCCGUGCGAAGCCCUGGGCACGUACGACAACCUCACCUCGUCCACAGCCGCCGUGGCUUUCCCGGACGGCAGCUACCCCAACUACAGCGACGGCCUGCUUGACAGCGGAAGGGGCAUCCUCAUCAACGACACGGUGCGGUUCUCGGGCGUGACUGUUGACGACUUCAUUCUCGGCUCCACGGACAGUUUCAACCUCGAUGUCAAGCUGACGCAGGUGAACCCAUUUGCGGGCAUCAUGGGCCUGAGCGCCAUUUGCUUCGACCCCUCGUGCGCCGUUUACCUGACCUUGGUUCAGCAGCUGGCGGACCGGGGCAUCAUAAAGACUCGCGCCUUCAGCAUCUACCUGGCCGAGGACAAGCCGGACGCCGUGGGCCAUUUUCUCAUCGGCGGCGUGGAUGAGGCCAAGCGCGAGGGUCCUGUCUUCACACAGAAGCUGGACACUCCGUGGGGGAUGGAGUACUCGUCCUUUACGCUGAACAAGUCUGGCGAGAAGACUGUCUGGCCCAUUGGACCUGGCAACGAGACCGAUUGGGAUACGGGUGCGAGUUAUUGGGGCCUUCCCACGGACGUGUUCAAUGCUGUUGCUGCUGAGCUCGGGCUGCCUGAGGACAUUAGCACGACAGAGAAUCCGUACGAGGUGGACUGCAAGUACCGCGACCUUGCUGACUCGGUUCUUGAGGUUGGAUUUAUACUUCCUAUGUUAGUGCCCCUAUUUUCAACAGGAUUCCCAAACAACGGCACCAUCAAGAUCCCCGUUGGUCGGCUGGUGACGAAGCUUGACUCAGGCAAGUGUGUUACCUUUGCGCUGAAUGGAGUUGGAGGCCCUGGAUACGCGCCUGUUGCGACGGUGUUUGGCCAGCCUUUCUUGCGGAGCAUUUAUGCGACGUAUAAUCUGGAUACGCUGGAGGUGUCGUAUAGCCAGGUCAAGUAUACCGAUGAGGAGCGGAUUGUGGCAAUU